Humulus lupulus (European hop) is the source of this 1666-nucleotide messenger RNA. RefSeq names its product transcription factor MYB53-like. NCBI's taxonomy places the organism in Eukaryota, Viridiplantae, Streptophyta, Magnoliopsida, Rosales, Cannabaceae. The transcript has 4 exons. The coding region runs from base 148 to 1398 and encodes 416 amino acids. The record is from RefSeq and is a predicted model, not a curated record.
ACACCAAACCAACUCUACUCUUUUUCUCUAUAUAUACAUUGACAUAUGUGUUUUCAAAGCUAAUAGUAAAGUUUAUUUAUAAAUAAUCUUCUUCUUCAUUAUCAAUCUCUCUCUAAGCCACCUGAUUUAACAAGAUUAUUAAUAAUUAUGGGGAGAUCACCCUCUUCUGAUGAGAAUGGGUUGAAGAAAGGGCCAUGGACUCCAGAAGAGGACGAGAAGCUUGUGGAUUACAUCAGAAGACAUGGCCAUGGAAGCUGGAGAGCUCUGCCUAAGCUUGCUGGUCUGAACAGGUGUGGCAAGAGUUGCAGACUUCGUUGGACUAAUUAUCUCAGGCCUGAUAUCAAGAGAGGAAAGUUCUCUGAAGAUGAAGAGAAACUCAUCAUCAAUCUCCAUGCUGUUCUUGGCAACAAGUGGUCAACCAUAGCAGGACAUCUUCCAGGGAGAACAGAUAAUGAAAUCAAGAACUUGUGGAACACUCAUUUGAAGAAGAAGCUUCUGCAAAUGGGGAUUGAUCCAGUUACUCAUAGGCCUAGGACUGAUCUCACUAUUCUCUCCAAUCUUCCACAGCUCAUUGCUGCUGCCAACUUUGCCUCAAACUUUCUCAAUCCAACCAACAACACUACUGCAUGGGAUACUUCCCAAUCACCAACCCCUUCAAAACUCCAACUUCUUCACAAUAUUUUCCAAGUUCUAGGCACUAGUGCUCCUACUCCUAGUCCUAAUAUGGAAGCAAUGCUUAGUCUUCUAGGAUCAUCAGUCUCAGCCUCAGUCUCAGCCUCAGCCUUGACCUCGGUCAAUCAUCGUAAUCAAAAUCUUCAACCCUCUAUAGUUGAUGAGUACUUAAGGUCAGUACAAGAUCAUUACAACAACAACAACAUUAUUAGUUGUGGCCUUUUGGGUAGUGAUGAUCAUUUUGUUAUUAAUAAUAAUAAUAAUAAUAAUAAUGCUCCACCAUUAAUGAACAAUAAUCCCAUGGAAGCCACUCAUCAACAACAAUCCAUAAUAAGCUUAGAUGAUAAUCCAUACACAACCAUGUCUGGCUCCAAACUAUUAUCAAACUCUGCCAAUAUGAUCAUAGAUCAUCAUCAUGAUGAUUUCAAUCAUCAACUUCCUAGGUUGGUUUCAUCUGCAGCCUCACCGAAUGAUAAUGAUGGUGAUGAUGGUGAUGGUGAUGAUAUGAUGUUGAUGAGUAGCAGUAGUGAUAGCAAAAACCAAAAUAAUAAUAAGAGUAAUGAUAAGGCUAAUAAUAACUACUCAUCAUCAUCAACCAACUUUGAUCAAGCUUGGGGAGAUCUUAUAGAAGAUGAUCAUGAACCAGCAAAUGAUGAAGAUUCUUGUUAUUGGAAGGAUAUCAUGGAGUUAGCAUCUUCUCAGACAUUGGUCAAUCUCGUAGACUGAAUUAUUUCAUCUCCAGGUCAUUGAUAUAUAUAAGGGUUUGUUCAUAAAGGGUUAUAUAUGUACAUGCAUAUAUAAUAUAAUAUAUAUAUAUACACACAUGUACACCAAAUAGUUUAGAAGGUUUUGAAUCAUAAUAUAUAUAAUGCGAUGAUGAUAUACUUUAUUUUAUACUGAGUUUUAAUUCAUUUGUAAUUCCAUAUAUUUGUUACCAAUUAAUGUAUUCAUUGUGAAACUCUUUAUAUGUAUACACAAUAUAUAUUAAAUAUUA